GUUGGUACCGGACUGACCAUUAGAGCCAAGGCUGGACUAUACCGUACUUUCCCUGUAAACUACGAAGCUCUUGACGAGUUCGAAGAAGCUAUCACCAGAUUGAACCCGGAGAUCGCUAUCAAGAUCAAGUCAGAGAUCGUCUCAGAUAUUCUUGCUACCUACAUUGAUCCUUUCCCCUCUUCCACAGAAUUGGUGAUCGACGCGGAUACACGUAUUCAGAUACUGGAUGAGAUUCCUCAUCUUGCUAGAGCACGGAAACAUCAGUAUGCAGCUUUUGUGAGAUCCGAAGGCGUUUUGGUCGUAUGGGCGGAUCAUGUGGAGAGUGUCAUACCUGCAGCAGAGGCAUUGGAGGAGGCUCUGAUUCAGUUCAUAUGGAGAGGCGAAGAGGAGAAUGAGAAGAUCUUGGCUGAUCUGCAUCGGGAAGAAAAAGAGAUGGCUCUAAUUUCUGGAGAAGAUGUGCCAACAGAGGAAACUGGAAUUGACCCUGAGGAUAUAGUGAUGAGGAGAUUAAAGAAGGAAUGGAAGGAGAGACCGGUCGUACUUCUUGCACCAUUGACGGACGGACUCGCAAUCAUCGUCACGAUGUCAUUGAUCGCCUUGGGUGCCCGUACUUUGGUUAAGGAAUAUAUCCUUGAUGGACAAGCGGCUCGUUUUGCCUUGCUGGUCUUCGCUUUACCCCUUUUCUGCAUCUCAUCUUUUGCAUGUAACUGCUUAGUUGGCUCUAUCAUGCAAACCCUCGGUCCUGUCCGUCAAGUUCAUCAGAAAUCACGUUACUUCUCCGGCAUCGCUCCCAAACGAACCAUGGGUGAACUUGCCCAUGUCACUGUCCAAUUACCCGUUUACAAAGAAUCUCUCGAAGACGUUAUCAUGCCCACUGUCGAAUCGCUCAAAAAGGCGGUCACGACAUACGAACGUCAAGGAGGAUCCGUCUCUAUCCUAGUAUGUGACGAUGGUCUUCAACUGUUACCACAAAAAGAAGCCGAACGUCGACGACGAUAUUACUUUGAUAAUAAUAUCGCAUAUGUCGCUCGACCAGGACAUAACGUUAAUGGGUUCAUUCGAAAAGGUCGAUUUAAAAAAGCGGGUAAUAUGAAUUUCGCUAAUGCUUUAUCACUCCGUGUGGAGGAGAUAAUGGAUGAUUUACGACCCGAUGCUCAAACUGCUAAAUCAAUGAGGGAUCCUGAACAAUUUUGGAACGAUGUGGAUGAAAAUGGGGUAUAUGAAACGGCUUUAAAACAAGCUUUAGAUGAAUCGAAUGGGAAAGCUUGGGCAGCUGGGAAUAUAAGGAUAGGUAGUACUUUACUCAUCAUUGAUUCGGAUACAAGAGUACCUGAAGAUUGUUUUGCGGAUGCUGUGAGUGAAAUGGCGGAAAGUCCUGAUGUGGCCAUUAUUCAACAUAUGAGUGGAGUGAUGCAAGUGGCACAUCAUUUCUUCGAAAAUGGAGUUGCACAUUUUACGAAGGGUAUACAACAUGCUAUUUCGUAUGUUUGCGCGAGUGGGGAGGUCGCUCCAUUCGUAGGUCACAACGCUUUCCUUCGUUGGUCAGCACUUCAAGAAUGCAUGUUCGUCGAUCCAGACGAUGGUGUGAAGAAGAUCUGGUCGGAAGAUCAUGUCUCGGAAGACUUUCAAAUUGCCGUCACUCUUCAGAUCAAGGGGUAUGUGGUUAGAUGGGCUACCUAUAGCAAGGGAGAUUUUCAAGAAGGUGUCAGUUUGACUUGUGAUGAUGAGAUGAAUCGCUGGCAAAAAUAUGCAUAUGGAUGUUCUGAACUCCUUUUCCACCCUCUCCAACAAGUCCUCCGUAAAGGUCCUAUCACACCUCUCUUCCAUCAAUUCAUGUGGUCCAACAUCCCCAUUCAUUCGAAAUUCACCAUCUCCGCAUAUAUGUUUUCUUAUUGGGCUAUAUCGUGCGCUUGGAUACUGUCAGUGGGUAAUUACGCUAUAAUGGGAUUUGAUCUUCCCGUGGACGCUUAUUAUUUACCUUCUUGGCAAGUCACCUUCGUUUGUAUUAUCUUAUUCGUGGGAUUGUGUAAUGUGGCUUUUAUCACUUUACGAUAUCGACUCAAGUUACCUGAUUGUUCGACCGACGCGAUCAAUCAGAUCAAAUGGAUUCCAUUCUUCGCAAUAUUCUUCACAGGGAUGUCGAUGCCUAUGAGCUUCGCCCUCGUUUCCCAUGCGAUAGGCUACAACAUGACUUGGUCGACGACUGUUAAAAGUGUCGAAAAGAGUAAUUUCUUUUUACAAUUGCCUUUGAUUUGGAAACGGUUUUGGCCACAGUUGGUAUUCUUCACUAUCGUCAUUGUCGGAGUCAUCAUCACAUCCACUUCUGUCGUCCCACCUGGAUACCGAGUUGGUUCUUUGGAAGUAUGGAUUCCUAUAAGUCUUAUAGCUGGUUCUCAUAUCCUCUGGCCAUUUGUGUUGAACCCUUGGUUCUUAUCUUUCUCU
Molecule: messenger RNA, 2442 nt
Organism: Tremella mesenterica DSM 1558
Lineage: Eukaryota; Fungi; Basidiomycota; Tremellomycetes; Tremellales; Tremellaceae
Exons: 8
Source: RefSeq, a predicted model, not a curated record